This is a messenger RNA of Etheostoma cragini (Arkansas darter), 1208 nucleotides long. Its product is annotated as flocculation protein FLO11-like. The transcript has 4 exons. The annotation marks the transcript as partial. Gene Ontology annotation, cellular component: cytoplasm. Gene Ontology annotation, biological process: signal transduction. NCBI's taxonomy places the organism in Eukaryota, Metazoa, Chordata, Actinopteri, Perciformes, Percidae. The record is from RefSeq and is a predicted model, not a curated record. Gene Ontology annotation, molecular function: protein binding.
GUCUUCUCUGAUUCGCUACACCAGCAGCACCCUCCCCGCCUUCUCCUCCUCGUCUCUCCUCCACCAUCAGAGCUCCAAGUCUUCAGAGAGUGACCUGUCUACGUCCACGCUCCCCAUCUCGUCCUCCACGCUCCCCAUCUCGUCCUCGUCCUCCCACACUCUGUCCAAAAUGCCCCUCCCUCAGCCAGAGACAGGCUUGCUCCAGACCUCCACCAGCCCCACCACCGCUACCAACCCCACCUCAUCCCCGCCCCCUGGUGCUCCUGUGCAGCGCCCCCCGAUGCCCCAGACUUCCCUCGCUCUAACCCCACCCAAAGACGUCCCAGCCUGCGGCUUUAAUGGCUGUCCGGCCAAUCACCAAGCGCCCUCGCCACCCUCCCAAACAAACCCCGGGCUGGUGCUGCCCCUCGGGGCGGGGUCGCCCGGCUCGGGGAGGGGUGGGGAGCUCGUACCCGUGGCCCUCGGGCGCAGCGAGAGCGGGGGGCUUGGCUUCAGCGUGAUGGCCGGGGGGGGUUCGGGAGGUCAGCUGGCGGUGGUGAGGCGGGUCUGGGACCGACGGCACUGCCCCUCGCUGCAGCCGGGGGACGCCAUAGUGAAGAUCAACGGGGCGGACGUGCAGAGCCUCAGCUUCUCCCAGGUCCAGAGAAUCCUGCAGGAACACACCAACCAGGGAGAGGUGGUGCUACUGGUCUACAGAGGAGGUCUGAUCUCUUCCCCAGUUGUCACCCCUAACGUCUACAAGCCCCUCCCCCCCCCACACGGCCCAGCCACCCCUUCGUCCUCCCACCCCUCGACUUCAGCCGACUUGCCUUCCCCGGCCAGCGUCCCCCCACUCAGCCAGGCUGGCAUGGUCCUGGAGAGUCCCCAGGAGGGGCACCUACCGGCCGCAGGGACCCACCAAGGGGCCCCUCCCGCCCAGACGCCCAACGGGCCCCCAGCCUCGGCCCUCAUUCAGAGCACCAGCUUCCUGGACUCGGUUCCUGUGACGCUGACCUUGGAGCCCCGUGAUCUGCCGGGAGUGGAGGAGAGCGCCGGGGGCCCUCCUCCCUGCAGAGGGGGGGGCGCGCUGGGAGCCAUAGCCAAGGAUGGGAGAGGCGGAGUAAAGACAGUGGAGGUGGAGCUGAGGAGAAGGUCGGGAGAAGGAUUUGGAUUCGUCAUCGCCUCUCAGGAAGUGACCAACGGGGGUGAGUCUCCGAUGUGUCACCACG